AGUAAAUUAAGAUCAAGAAAAACCCUCACUUUCAUUAAUCAUCAAAAUUAAUAGAAUAGAUUAUUAUUAGUAAAUAAAAAAUGGAUUCAUCAUCAUUUCCAGGAGCAAUUCAUUUAGCAAUAGCCACUUUAUUCGGAGCAUCAGUUAUGGCAAUCUCCGCUUUUUACAUUCACAAACGCAGCGUUGAUCAAGUUAUCGACCGUCUCAUUAAACUCCGUACCCGCCCCCACCAACAAGAUGACGUAGAUGAUGAUGAUGUUGUUGAAUAUGCAGAUACAAAUGAUAUUAAUUAUAUUCAUCUCGAUGAUGAAAACAAUAAUGAUGAUUUAGAUUAUAUUGAAGAUAAUGAUGAUGAUGAUUAUGUAAUGAUGAAUAAUAGUAAUACUGGUGGUGGGUAUGGUAUUUCAACUUCUUUGCCUAAUUAUGGAUUAGGAAAUACUAAUAACGAAUGGGUGAUUAAUACUAGCAGUAAUGAUAGAGUUAGUAAGACCAAUACCAAUACGACGUCGUUUGGUUCUAUGGAGAAGCUGCUCCAAGAUAAUAACUUGCCGCCUCUCAGAAUGAACCAAACACAAGGUGAACAUCACCAUGAUCAUCAACCUAAUUCUAAGACUAGGGUAGGUUCUUAUGGUCGGAUACAUACACCAAGAUCACCAGCCAGCUAUGCAUACGAUGGUACUGAAAACUCCGACGAUGAUGGAACUGAGACUGCUGUUGGGGAUGACACUCAGUAUUUUGAUGAGAGCGUUAGCACUUCUGCCCAUGAAAUAUUCUCGGGCAUUCAAAAUAUGUCUUUGCUUUUGCCACAAGCUGAGAAUUCAAACAUUCAUCAAGCUAAUUUACAUAAUAAAGUGGCAAAAGAAACUGAUUCGACUGUGGAUCAUGUCAGCGGGAAAGUGGAGCUUCUUUCAUCUAACAUCCCAGUCAACGAUAUCCCGCAAACAACUAUGAUGAAAGAGUCAUUGAAUCAUGAAGAGGAAGAAGUGAGGAAAAUGCUACGUGAAUGCCUAGACUUGCGGGAAAAAUACGUUUUCAGGGAAAAAAAUGUUCCGUGGGCACAAGAACAUGCUGGAGAGUCUCAAUUGUCUGUGAAUAAAAGUGAUCCAUUUCGAUUUGUACCAGUGGAAGCAACUAAACAGCACCACUUCAGGAUGGAAGAUGGAGUUGUGCAUGUUUAUGCAACUGAAAAUGAUUCUGUUGAACUCUUCCCUGUUGCAAGUGCGACCACUUUCUUCACUGACAUGCAUCAUGUUCUGAAAGUAAUAUCCGUUGGAAAUGUCCGUUCUGCGUGUUAUCAUCGACUAAGAUUCCUUGAAGAGAAAUUCCGUCUUCAUCUGUUGGUAAAUGCAGAUAGUGAGUUUCUAGCUCAAAAAGGUGCGCCUCAUCGGGACUUCUACAAUAUUAGAAAAGUUGACACCCAUGUUCAUCAUUCUGCUUGCAUGAACCAAAAACACCUUCUGCGGUUCAUUAAGUCUAAAUUAAGGAAAGAACCUGAUGAGGUUGUGAUAUUUCGUGAUGGACAAUAUCUUACAUUGAAAGAAGUUUUUGAGAGUUUGGACUUAACGGGGUAUGACCUUAAUGUUGACUUGUUGGAUGUUCAUGCGGAUAAGAGCACAUUUCACCGGUUUGAUAAGUUCAAUCUCAAGUACAAUCCCUGUGGACAAAGUAGACUUAGAGAAAUCUUUUUAAAGCAAGACAAUCUGAUUCAAGGCCGUUUCUUGGGAGAAUUGACGAAACAAGUUCUAUCAGAUCUGGAUGCAAGCAAAUACCAGGUGGCAGAGUAUAGGGUGUCUAUAUACGGAAGGAAGCAAAGUGAAUGGGAUCAGUUGGCGAGUUGGUUCAUCAACAAUUCAAUUUACAGUGAAAAUGCAGUGUGGCUAAUCCAACUUCCGCGGCUAUAUAACAUCUACAAGAGUAUGGGAACGGUGACAUCCUUCCAGAAUAUCUUGGACAAUGUGUUCAUUCCACUUUUUGAAGUCUCAGUUGACCCAAAAUCUCACCCUCAACUGCACGUUUUCUUGAUGCAGGUUGUUGGGCUUGAUCUUGUGGACGAUGAAAGCAAACCCGAAAGGCGGCCCACUAAGCAUAUGCCAACGCCAGCUGAAUGGACGAAUGAUUUUAAUCCUUCUUACUCUUAUUAUGCAUACUAUUGCUAUGCAAAUCUCUAUACCCUUAACAAGCUUCGUGAGUCGAAAGGACUGCCAACCAUUAGAUUGCGUCCUCAUUGUGGAGAGGCAGGUGAUAUUGACCAUUUGGCUGCUGGAUUCCUUCUAUGCCAUAAUAUUUCACAUGGGAUUAAUUUGCGGAAAUCUCCAGUAUUGCAAUAUUUGUACUAUCUUGCUCAGAUCGGAUUGGCUAUGUCUCCACUGAGCAACAAUUCCCUAUUUCUUGACUACCAUCGCAACCCAUUUCCCAUGUUUUUUCAACGUGGCAUGAAUGUUUCACUGUCGACUGACGAUCCACUGCAAAUUCAUCUAACAAAAGAACCUUUAGUGGAAGAAUAUGGUGUUGCCGCCAAGGUUUGGAAGCUAAGUUCAUGUGACCUUUGUGAGAUAGCAAGAAACUCAGUUUACCAAUCUGGAUUCUCACAUGCAGCCAAGGCACAUUGGCUUGGAAACAAGUAUUACAAGCGAGGACCCGAAGGAAAUGAUAUACAAAAAACAAACGUACCCCGAAUGAGGAUUGCUUUCCGUCAUCAGACAUGGACAGAAGAAAUGCAGUAUGUGUAUGCAGGAAGGGCGAGACUACCACAAGAAGUUGAGUUUUAGUGGGGAGUUUGGAACCUAAAUGUUAUCUCUGAUAUCGGGUUCACGAAUUAGACCCCCCUCCAGCCUCAAACCCAAAAUCACAUUCAACACAUACACAAAAGUUAACCAAUAUCCAGGUCCAGAUGGGCAUCCAGCACCCCAUUUUGUCUACUCACAGCUUCAGGGUUGGUGGGAGUUGAGAAAUGCUUUUGCGCAUAUGCAACCAUGCGAGUUUCUGGACUAAUUAAUGUUUACGGUAAUAAUAUUUUGUGUUUGUUGUCACUUCAGAUAUGAGCAAUUUUAUUAUGUUACUCUAAGCCACCAUCUUGAUAUCUUUUUAUUGAGAUUUUCUAUCUCCGUUGUAGCUAACCAGUUUUUCAUACGGGAAGUGUCUUUUAGAACAUAACCAUCUUUCUUGACCAGAUGGCGUAAGAUUGAAGCUAAACUUAGCAAAUGGUUAUGUUGAAUAUA
This is a messenger RNA of Erigeron canadensis, 3218 nucleotides long. RefSeq names its product probable AMP deaminase. Bases 81 to 2768 code for a protein of 895 amino acids. Gene Ontology annotation, cellular component: cytosol. The transcript is spliced from 19 exons. Gene Ontology annotation, biological process: AMP metabolic process; IMP salvage. The record is from RefSeq and is a predicted model, not a curated record. Gene Ontology annotation, molecular function: AMP deaminase activity. Lineage: Eukaryota; Viridiplantae; Streptophyta; Magnoliopsida; Asterales; Asteraceae.